Messenger RNA from Brienomyrus brachyistius, 3505 nucleotides. It is a transcript of the gene cplane2, whose product is annotated as ciliogenesis and planar polarity effector 2. The record is from RefSeq and is a predicted model, not a curated record. NCBI's taxonomy places the organism in Eukaryota, Metazoa, Chordata, Actinopteri, Osteoglossiformes, Mormyridae. Bases 1751 to 2512 code for a protein of 253 amino acids. Gene Ontology annotation, molecular function: GTP binding; GTPase activity. The transcript has 5 exons.
CCAAAAAAAUAUACUUUACAUUGUCUCCCCUAUACCCUCACGGACUCCUCCAUCAACGUCUUGCCGCCGAUCUCAUUUUUCAGUCCUCCACCAACCCGAAACCCACCUACGUCCCGGAAACAGCAUCAUGUGCGGAAAUCACGUGACUGAAAGUGGACAAAACUAACGAGCUGUUGCUGAGUUUAAUCAAAUCGAUGCGGAGUAAUUCGGGGAGUUGUGGUUUUCGUUUUUCGUAUGUGAAGAACUCGAUCAAUAUUCAUCGCUUAAGAAAGUAAUCAGCGGUGCUUCAAGGAAAUGUGUACGGUCGUAGCAUCGCUGAAGAAACUCGAAUUAAAAACGAAGCCAGUCACCUUUAUGUUAAUGAGCUAUGACUCGGCUCGUCUGCAACCAAUCAGAAUGUAGAGAUUCUCCACUAAAGAGUGCUUCCCAUAAUACACGUGACUAAGCGGUUUCCGAGCUCACUGGACGGGGAGCUCCGCAGAUCGCUAUCGGGGUAUAAACCAUGAGACAGGAUGUCUCCAGACCGUACUUUUACCCUCUGGACGCGGCAAAUUAAAGUCCGUAUUUAGGUGGCAUAAAAAGACGCGUUUAAAAGAACCCUGUGUACACGUGCUUUUUACUACCACGUCAACAAGGUACACAUGCAAAAAAGGACUUUCAGCCUAAGCUAAUACGUUUGUAUUCAAGGGCAAAGGGUUCAGUGUGUAAUGGAUUAUAUUGAUUGCUGUGUGAUAAUAUUUAGGUUUUUAAUCAGAACCACUGAAACUCAAUUUCUAAACAUUUAACAGAUGAGGAGCAUCCGGGAGGGUGGGGGUGCCGAUCACUGCUUGGCUGGUAUUACGGGAAUACCGUAAAUAUGUUCCCGACCAGGACUAAAGAGUUGUGGUAAAAUUUAGCAAGAGCGGUUAAACUUCGCGCCGAAUAGCGGAACGACAGAUUUCCGUCACAUUGCGCAUCUUUCGUGGGCGUCAGAGCGUGUUGCUGCCAAUUUCCCCCCGGAUACUUCCAGGGGAGGUGGGAUGUCCCCCUAGUCUCCCUAACCCUAUUGGGAGUCAGGACAAGCUACGUUUGUUUGCAUUGCUGCCCCUUUAAAAAGUUUGCGAGACCAUUCUGAAUGCCCUUGUCUCCGCCCACUCAUUACGUGGGAGAGCGUCCCGUACGUCUUGUACGUCGCGGGCAGGGCGACCGGAGGACGCUGAUUGUAGUUAUGAGUUAUUUGUGGUAAGCAGGGUAGUGUCUUAUGUAGUUGAAACUUUGCGUGGUCGAUGUGUAACUUAGAUUAUUAGAAAAGUUGAUAUGUUGUUAGGCAUUCUCGCUACGUUUCUAUUUAAAGCGUAAUUCUGCUUUUGAAAUAUUGACCAAAUGUAUGCCGGUACAUCGCGGCUACGGCAAUCGCUUAUAAGACACGUGACCUCGUCUCGUUUUAAGCGGUCCCUGGUUACCUGGCCGCAGGAUCCUGUAGAUAAAGCAGACACUAAUUAAUUUGAAAUGUUGCAUUCCCGGUACAAGUUAUACAUUGCAAACUUAAAUACCUCUGCCCAUUUUCCAGCCGCUUUCCCAGGGUAGCCUGUCCCGGGACCCGUAGAAUACAGAGAACACAAAAUCACACUAUGGCCAAUUUUCAGACAUGCUUUUACCUGACGGUGUUUUAAUGUGUAAAACACGUGCAUAUUGUCCAAAUUUGAUUUAAAUGAUGAUGUCUGCUAGUAACUGGCCAGUUUACACGCAAGCUACUUGAUCAGAUCUGGCUAUGGCACAUCCGCCUCCCUCCGGGUCGGUGGUGCUGAUGGACUGGUACAGGUCUGUCGAAGGAAAGGGAUUCUUCUCCCGGAUCAAACGCAAGAAAAAACGCAAGAUUUUCGGUUUGCUAGAAGCCCCUGCAGUUCCGCCUCUGGUAAAUGUGGACACUGUCCGCUAUAAGGUCUUCCUCUCAGGGAAGAGUGGUGUGGGAAAGACUGCUCUGGCUGCUCGCCUUGCUGGUCUGGAUGUGUCUAGCGUGCACUACGAGACCAUAGGUAUUCAGACCUCUGUGGUCUUCUGGCCAGUGAAGCUGAGGAACAGCGGCCAGGUCCUGAUCUUCCGUCUGCAUCUGUGGGACUGUGGAGAAAAUGCCCUGCGCCGCUUCGACCAUCUUCUCCCGGCCUGUAAGGAGCAGUUGGAUGCCAUUCUCUUCCUGUUCUCCUUCACAGACCACUCUUCCUUUGAUGACUUACCCGGUCAGAUUGCUCGGGGGUGUGACCCUUCAGAUAAUGUUGUGAAGUUGGUGGUCGGCACCAAGUUUGACCUGUUCAUGCACACGGAUGUGACGGAGCAGGAAGUGAAGGCUUUCCAGGAGCGGUGGGCUGUUCCCGUGUUCUGUAUCGGUGGGGGUGUGUGUGACGACCUGCAGAACGUGGCUCCGCUCCUCAACACCCUUGCGGAGCUUCUGUGGCACCAGGACUGCGUGACUGUUGGCGCGGUGCCAGCCAAUGAGUCUGCUGUGCUAGAUACCAGCAGUCGUGCUGGACACUGACCAGACCAAAGGCUGGCUUUAAAAAGUUGGUCCUAGUUUCUUUAAGAGUCAGUCCAGUCCCACGUGUCGGUCCGUCCAUCUGCCAGUCUGUCUAAUACUCCCUCUUCUGUAUUACAAAUGUAAUUUAAAUACUGUAUAUAUGGACGUAGCUGUAUUCAUCAUUAACAAAUGUUUUGAUAAUUUGUAACAAACUGCUGAAUGUGAAAUUGUCCAAUUCAAAAGGACCCCUUUCUGGUUUGCAAAUGGUUUAUUUUAAGAUGAAAUGAAGUAUUAGUUUGUGUUGUUAAUUCUUCUAAUUGUACUAAGUUUCACGGUUUGUUGUUCUUACUAAUUUGUGCCUUUCAUAUUGGGAAAAUGUUUUUUAAAGACGAACUUUUCAUUUUGAAAUUGUUAAAGGUCAAAGGAACUUUAAUAUGCUAUAUUUUCCCCCACCGUGUAUAUCAUAGCAAAGUCUGUAGCAUUUUGGUGUCAGUUUGUAAUUUAUGCUGCAUUAUAGUUAAAGGUAUGUUUGUUUGCUUUGUGGCACAUUUUGUCUCGUUCCUGAGCACCUAGAGGAAAUUGUGGAGGAAGUGGUCUGUGUCGAGGCCCAACCUGCUCGAUGGAAAACGCGUGCGUGGUGUACUUGCAUGUGUGCUAGUAGCACGGGAGAACAUGCUUUAGACUUGGUGCAAAGCAAAGAUGUGAUGCUGAUGCUCAGCUAUUGGGGGAAAUCAAACUGAAGUUUUAAGUUAGUAACACAAGUGGCUGUUUCAGUUGGCGCGUGAGCACCACCUCAGGCCUGGACCUGAAGUACAGCGAUGUCUGCUUUUAAAAGUGAUUUUCAGGGCUUAUUGAAAUGAGCAUUGUUCUAUAUAAUGUCUAAUCUAUAAAAAAGAAAUAAGCUUCAUUUGGCAGUGUCUUUAUUUUGCACUGUACAAAUGGCAAAUGUACACAGCAUACAAAUGGCAGUGCCUAUUCCAGGAACUAUAAAUAACCCCUCAUUUUCAACGUUUA